CGGUGCCAGUGGUGGAAAGUGGCAGCAGGCAGCAGCUAGAGGCCACAUUCCUACUCCUACACCACCGCCACCACCACGGGUCCACCGUCCACGGCACCACCACCCUUCCAAUCCAACUGCCCUUGCGUUGCGGUGCACAUUUUCCUCCCACUACUACUUUAUUGCACAAACCGAAUCCCACGCCUUCUCUUCUCUUUCUUUCCCCUUCCUCUCACGCACCCUGCUGCUCCUGCCGGCUGGCUGCCGCCGCUGAUCCCUCUCCCUCUCUUACCACAAGCCGCAAUUGCCGGCUGCUCCUCUUUCUCUCACCCCCAUUGUUGCCUGCUGGAGGAAGUGGGAAAAGAAAGAUGGCUUCUUGGGAGUGAGUAAGGAUCACAUGAUGCAAUUACCUCCAUCUUUCUCUCUUCUCUUUUUGUGGGCGGCAUAUUCUUCUCCUCCGCCUGUCUAGAUCCUUGUUUCCUCGGCCCGGCUUAGCUUCCAAUCUCACCAACGGUCCAAGUUGCUGACCACGGAGCAUUUCUUCAAACGGGUCAUUCUCUGCGCCGGUUCCAUCGGGUUUUGAUGCAAGAGUAGAGGACUUGGCAGGCUGUUGCGACUGGUGGUUGGAGAGCAGGAACCAAUUUCAUGGCGUGUGCCCCCCUCCCUUUUAGCCAGAUUGAGGACAAUUUCAGCCAAUUUUGUAGGAACCCGUUAAACCCAUCCGGAGAAUUUUUCUUGCGCCUCCUAUGAUUACGAGCUGUGUCUGGACAGUGCCUACGCUCUGGAGUUUUAGUGCGAAUUGUUACCGGUUUCAGUCAAUUUUGAUCAAGCCCAGGGAAAGUACCAAUUUGGGAGUUCCAGCUGGUGCUGCUGUCUGCAUUCUUCCAAGGCAAUCAGUGGGGAAUUUUUGUUCCUUGGUGGCAGAUGGGUUGCUCCAACUCUAAAGUGGACAAUGAGGAGCCCGUGAGGCGCUCCAAGGACAGGAAGCAGCUCAUGAAGCAGCUUGUGCGCCGCCGUCCUGAGCUUGCAGCUGCGCACAUUGCAUACCUGCACGCCCUCCGCAACACAGGAGCCACUCUCCGGCAAUUUGUGGAGCUGGAGUCUGCACUGUCACAGCAGCCUCCUGAAGGCCUUGCGGCGCCGCCCUCGCCUGCUCCACAGCCGCCGCCGCGACCACCACCUCCUGAACCCUCAGUCACAUCCUCAUUGCCACCCUCGCCACGCCCCCCGCCGCCUCUCCCUUUUAGUCCAAUAACCACCAUAAGGAAGAUGGAGAAGAGAGAUGAUGAGCUGCCACCACCACCUCUGGUUUUGAGUCCAAUAAGAUUAAGAAAGAGGGAUGAUGAGCUCCAUGGGGGUGAUUUUACUGAUGAUGAUGAUGACACCGACAGCUGCUCAACUCCUCUACCACCACCCCUGCCACCCGGCAUAGAUUGGGAGGAAUUGGAUCCCUACAAUGUGCGCCCCUUGAGUUUCCCAUCUCCAUUUGCUGAUAGGAACGAUAAAGAAGUGGCUUCACAGGUUACCAUGGACAAUGAUCCUGAGGUAGACACAGAAUUUGAUGGAGAGGAGGAUGCAAGUGUGCUUGGCAUUGAUGAUGGCAUUGUGGACAGGGUCCAUGUGAAUCCAGCCAAGGGUAGGGCUCUGGGUGAUGUCAACUCUUCAAUGGUGAGCAGGGUGACAAAGGAUUCAGACUCUAUGGCGGUGCCUUGGAGGAGUAAGAAGUCACUUGUUGAGAUUGUUAAGGAGAUUGAUGAGUACUUCUUGAAAGCAGCAGCAAGUGGGAAAGACGUUGUGAUUCUUUUGGACUCUGCUGGUGGGCGGCCUGAUGCCUUAGAGAUAGAGGCAAAGAAAGGUGCGGGAAAAAAUUCCAAAUCUGCGAAGGUUUUCUCCACGCUUUCUUGGAGCUGGUCUUUUAAAUCUCAGCAGGCUAACAGCGAAUCCUCAGUUCUGAAUUCUAGUGAUUCCUCUGGAUAUGGUUACCAUGGCAAGACGCUGGAGAAGCUUUAUGAUGAGGAGCAAAAACUCUACAAGUUAAUCAAGGAUGAAGAAUUUGCAAGGCUUCAGUAUAAGAAACAUGUCUCAGUGCUACAAAAGCUAGAAUCAGGGGAACAUGAUAGACUGCAUGCAGAAAGAGUACGGGAUGCUAUUGAAGAACUGCAGACUCGGAUAAUCUCAUUGGAGGAAGCUGUGAGUUUGGCGUGUUUUUCCAUAUCAAAUCUCAGAGAUGAGGAAUUAUAUCCUCAGAUUAUUGAACUAUCUGCUGGGCUUGUGCAUAUGUGGAGAAACAUGUACGAGUGCCAUCAGGUCCAGAACCAUAUUGCCCAGCAAGUUAGUCUCCUUGGCAACAUACCUGGGAGUGAACCAACAAGUGACACUCAUUGCCAGGCAACAUCUCAGCUGGAAAUUGAGGUGUCUGGAUGGCACAAUGCCUUCUGCAAUCUCAUCACAUUGCAGCGUGAAUACAUUAGCAUCCUUAACCAAUGGAUUGGUCUCACAGACUGCCUUCCAGAUGAUGGUGGCUUAAUGAGAAGUUCAUCUGGAAUACGUAGCCUCUCUGAGGAACUCCAGCGUGCUCUUGACAGGCUACCAGAGAAGAUAGCAGCUGAAGCAAUAAUGACCUUUAUGUCAAUCAUACACUCUAUAGUUGUACAGCAGAGUCAGGAGCGCCAACUAAAGAAGAAGUCAGAUAACAUGGAUAGCAAGUUCCAGACCCAGUUAGAGAAACACAGUGAAAAUGCAAUGCAAAAUUCAGCCCAGCCUCCAAAUAAGAAUCACUAUUCAGUAUCAAAGAAUGAAACGAAACUGGAUGCAUUUAGAAAGCAGGUUGAGGAGGAAAAGGCCAGAUACCUAACCUCUGUGAGAGUAAGCCGAGCCAUGACACUGAACAAUCUGCAGACAAGCCUUCCAAAUGUGUUCCAUGCUCUGGUGGGCUUCUCAGGAAUGUGUGUGCAGGCAUUUGAAGGUAUCAGCAGAUGCAGUGAAGUUGCUGUUAUUCACUCCGGAGCGGCUUCACCUGCUAUUUGCUCGUGACCUUGGUUCGAUGACUGUGAUUAUUCAUUGUAAGUAGGCAAAGUAUAAACUGGUUCCACGUGAAUACCCUUCGCUUCUAAUUUCCAGAACUUGAAUAGUUUUCGGCGGAUUAUGUGAAGUCAAUAUAGGCAUAAUAGUCUUGAAUAGAUCACAAAGUCUCAAUUUGAGAAGAGAUGGUUACCUCUGAGGAUAGUGGUAGAAAUAUGAAGUAUCAUAAAACAUAUGUGGCUUUAAAUUCUGGAAAGGAUUCAUGCAGACUUUAAAUUCUCGUGGUAUGAUAAUUCUACAUCUCAAUAUUUA
Molecule: messenger RNA, 3312 nt
Organism: Sorghum bicolor (sorghum)
Lineage: Eukaryota; Viridiplantae; Streptophyta; Magnoliopsida; Poales; Poaceae
Exons: 6
Coding region: 904-3012 (702 amino acids)
Source: RefSeq, a predicted model, not a curated record